Messenger RNA from Salvia miltiorrhiza (redroot sage), 2369 nucleotides. RefSeq names its product ascorbate transporter, chloroplastic-like. Gene Ontology annotation, biological process: transmembrane transport. NCBI's taxonomy places the organism in Eukaryota, Viridiplantae, Streptophyta, Magnoliopsida, Lamiales, Lamiaceae. The record is from RefSeq and is a predicted model, not a curated record. Gene Ontology annotation, molecular function: transmembrane transporter activity. The transcript has 11 exons. The coding region runs from base 259 to 2103 and encodes 614 amino acids.
GUGUCACUUUGUCAACCCCUCUCUCACUAUUUCCCGCUUUCCAGAAGUAAAAAAAUAUCUAAGCUCACUGCAUUUUGUAUGAAGAUUGAAGUACGGUAGCUGCGCCUGCGCGGGUAUUAUCCUUGAGAGAGAGAGAGAGAGAGAUUCUACCUCAUAGAUGGAGAUUGCAUUAUACCUUUGAUUGAAUCAUUUGCUCAAAAGCUGGAGAUGUGAAAGGAUAAAACAGCAAAGCGAUAACAGGAAUUUCCGGCGAUAACAAUGGCAAUUGGCGCCGUCGUUUCCCACCGCAAUUUCGGCUCGUUUAUCGGUUCCGAACGACUAUAUCAUGGAGAAACAGCCACAUAUCAUCAACCAGGUCAGCGCUUGAGUGUUGCUGCAGCAAAGUAUGCAUGUCCAAUGAUUCGUAGCAAGUUGUAUCUUCCAUGUACAAGCUAUACAUGUGCGCGUGGGUAUAGUUCAUCUCUUCAUACUAGAGAUCAGUCCAACGCAGAAUUUCACCAAUCAAAUUAUGCAUCCCAUUUAAGAGUAGAUCCACCCCUCUUAACGUCCCACCAACUCAGCCGGAAGUUUAAAGUGAUCAAUACAAGGAGAAGAGUUAGAGGACUAUGUCAGUGCUGCCUUACUUCAGCAUACUCUGACAGCAAUCUGAUUCCAGCAAGGAAGUUUAGUAACCGUAGCUUUCUUGAUAGCCAAAAUCCUAUGUCAAAAUAUUCAACAGUGAUGGGGACUACAGCCGACUUCACAUCUGAAGAUUUUGAUAUAACAGGAACUAAUUUGGACUCCAUCUUGUCACCUGAUGGAGCAAGUGAAGCUGUUUUGGUUAAGGAAGUUGAGCAAGCAGUACCUUGGUGGAAGCAGUUACCAAAGCGAUGGGUGAUGGUGCUCCUUUGUUUUACUGCAUUUCUGCUGUGCAACAUGGACCGCGUGAACAUGAGUAUAGCGAUACUCCCAAUGUCCAAGGAAUACAACUGGAAUAGUGCCACUGUUGGUCUGAUUCAGUCUUCUUUUUUCUGGGGUUAUCUGCUUACACAGAUUGUUGGAGGUAUAUGGGCUGAUAAAAUAGGUGGGAAGCUAGUGCUUGGUUUUGGAGUAAUUUGGUGGUCUAUUGCAACAGUUUUGACACCUAUUGCUGCAAGAAUCGGGCUCCCAUGCUUACUCAUAAUGCGUGCCUUCAUGGGAAUUGGUGAGGGUGUUGCCAUGCCUGCGAUGAAUAAUUUGUUGUCGAAGUGGAUUCCUGUCUCUGAGAGAAGCAGGUCUCUUGCGCUAGUAUACAGUGGCAUGUAUCUUGGAUCAGUUACAGGAUUAGCUGUUUCACCUGUUAUGAUCCAGAAGUUUGGGUGGCCAUCUAUCUUCUAUUCUUUUGGAUCCCUUGGGAUUAUCUGGUUUGCUCUAUGGUGGAGCAAAGCGCACAGUUCACCAGAAGAUGACCCAGAUCUUAGUCUGGGGGAAAGGGAAUUGAUUUUAGGCGGCAGCAUAUCUAAGGAACCUGUCUUGGAAAUUCCAUGGAAGAAAAUUCUAACCAAGGCCCCUGUCUGGGCUCUCAUUGUUUCCCAUUUCUGCCACAACUGGGGAACAUUUAUUCUCUUGACAUGGAUGCCUACUUACUAUAACCAGGUUUUGAAAUUCAACCUCACUAAAUCCGGACUGCUCUGCGUGCUUCCGUGGCUCACGAUGGCUGUGUUUGCUAAUAUAGGCGGGUGGAUCGCCGAUACCCUCAUAAGCAAAGGUCUCUCCAUCACUACAGUCCGUAAGAUAAUGCAGUCGAUUGGAUUUCUAGGCCCCGCUUUCUUCUUAACACAGCUUAGCAAAGUGAAGACACCUGCUCUAGCAGUGCUGUGCAUGGCGUGCAGUCAGGGUUCGGAUGCAUUCUCUCAAUCCGGACUCUACUCGAAUCACCAAGAUAUCGGGCCACGCUACGCUGGAGUUCUCUUGGGUCUAUCUAACACUGCUGGUGUACUUGCUGGUGUAUUCGGAACUGCUGCUACAGGAUACAUACUACAAAAGGGUUCUUGGGAUGAUGUGUUCAAAGUGGCCGUGGCGUUGUACAUCGUCGGCACAAUAACGUGGAACCUUUUCGCCACCGGAGAGAAAAUUCUGGACUAGGUAGAGUGCUCUGAAACGAAAGCGUUAUAUUCAUAUAUUUGGAUGGUUUUGGCGCUGAGAUAUUUGAACGACGCUUUCUAGUGAAAGCGAUCAAUUUUUCAUUAAAUUAUUCACAGGGAUUAUAUAAUUAUUCAACCUCUUGUCCCUUUUACCGACACUCGGUCUUUUAUUACAAGCUAUAUGUAGGUUUUAUUUGUCUUAUUACAGCCACGGACUGUCAAGUGAAAACUUUAUCUAAAUUAUUUAACUUGUACGAUGAUACUUUU